Molecule: messenger RNA, 579 nt
Organism: Acanthamoeba castellanii str. Neff
Lineage: Eukaryota; Discosea; Longamoebia; Acanthamoebidae
Product: PeptidyltRNA hydrolase PTH2 domain containing protein
Exons: 6
Coding region: 1-579 (192 amino acids)
Cellular component (GO): cytosol; mitochondrion
Molecular function (GO): peptidyl-tRNA hydrolase activity
Source: RefSeq, a predicted model, not a curated record
AUGAAGAAGCGGCUCUGCUGGCGGCAGCCAUCGAGCUCUCUCUUCGUGAUACGGGUGGCCCAGCAGAGCAGCCCGAUGCUGCCCCAGCUGCACCAUCUCGACGCAGGCCUUGCAUCGCUUCUGGCGAGCUUGCAGCAGGCCAUGACCCAGCCUUCUCCUGCCCACGAGGGGGCGAAAAUGGUGCUAUGCGUGCGACGAGACUUGGCCAUGACCACAGGCAAGAUCGCUGCCCAGUGCAGCCAUGCCACGCUCGGACUGUACAAGACGAUGGUCGCCCAUCACUCCCGGCUGCUCGAAGAGUGGGAGGACAGCCACUGCCCGAAGAUCGCCCUCAAGCUAGACGAUGAGAAGCAGAUGUACAUUCCGGAACACUUGUUGGCUGCCAUGCUCGGCCUGCCUACGCACAUCGUCAGUGACGCCGGCAAGACCCAGAUCGCGCGGGGCUCGCGUAAGCAAAUCGAUCCGUUCUCGCUGCACUGUAGUGGUGUGUACCCUAACCUGGCUUUGAACACGCCAAAACGUAACACAGGCAGAAAGUCGGCCGUGGACAGCGUGACUGGAGAGUUGAAGCUUCUAUAG